Molecule: messenger RNA, 6774 nt
Organism: Caenorhabditis auriculariae
Lineage: Eukaryota; Metazoa; Nematoda; Chromadorea; Rhabditida; Rhabditidae
Source: the annotation of a GenBank genome assembly
AUGAGGACUCGCCUCAAGACUUCCUCGCCUCCUGUCGGUUCGUUCUUUCUUGGGAUCCUUGUUUGUGAUGCGGAAUAGGGAUCCAGAAUCUUAUGAGUUGGAUCCCAGAGGUGGAAGGUUGGAAGGCAGCUAACUCAAGUCAUUUUUUCAUAGAAUAGAAAUUUUCUUAUGUCCCACGUGGCAACUAGGUCAAUUACGUGGCGCGUAUGAACUGAUCAUUUUCAGUUUUUGGUACAUCAAAACUUUCAUUACGUACUGUGAGAGAUAUCAGGAAAAUUUCCAUGAAACGGGUUUCAUUCUCAGAAAGACAUAUUUAAAAAGAAAAAUAUCAUUUCUAAUGGAAUUUUUUUCAAUUAUAACCUUCCCCGUUGUGAACAAAGCUUCGAGACAUUGCAACAGAAGCGCUUCUAUCGUAACUUCGCCUUACGAUUGAACAUUUAGUAAGAGAACUUUCUGAGCUCGGGGACUAGUAUCGAGUUAAAACAUGGUUGUUUAAAGAAAUAAAACCUUUUAGGCUUCAAAACUUUUAUUUUCGAGAAAGGAAGGCUUUGCAUAUUGAGAUAAUCAGAUCUUCAGAGAUCUUAGUUGCUAAUAUUGGCUGAUUUUUUGGCAAAUUCGUAACCGAAAAAAGAAUAAAAAUUCUCUUUUCUCUUACAUAACUGUAAAAAGCUAAAAACCGACAAUACAGCUUCUUCGACUUGAAAACCUUUUUAAACGAUUCAUUUCCACACAGAAAUGUUCAAAACUAGAUGGAACUAUCCAAAUGGAAAGGAUUAAAAUUCCAUUUUCUUAGUUUAGCACAGUUUCAGAGAAACCAUCAGAAAGUCGCAAAUGCAAAAAUUGAAUUUUUAAAAACUUACGAAUUCUCUAAAACUCGCACUGUGGUAUAUAACAGACCGCUAGUUUUACCAAAAACUUGUUAUAUAGGAUUGUUAUAAAAAAUAUUCGUUAUCAAUUUUUCAAAACAAUUAUUUCAGUAACGACAAUUUUCCUGCUCUUUGGGGUUAUCUGGAUUAACACCAUUCCGACAUUCGCUCAAUCGCGUCAGUUAUUAUCAAAUUGUUUUUUUUAAUUUAUGCUUCUUUCAGAAUGUUGCAACUCGCCUGUUUUUGGAAUCGGUGUAGAAAGUUGUGGUAUGCGUGGCUGUCUGGAGUGCACAAGAGGCGAACUCAUCGUUAAGAAGCAGCCAGUAGACGUGGGCAACGCCUUUGGAGCAUCGGGAACUUUGGAAUCGGCAUCGCGAAUAGUCUUAGAAGACAAUCCGGGACAAGCACGUUUCCAAAAAAAUUGCAGUCUUUAUUUCUCAACGCCAGCGAUUACAAACUCUUCCCAGGUAACUUUUUUUACCAAAAAUUUUUUUCCGAAUUUUUUUGUAAUUUUUCAAUAAAAAAAGCUCAACAAAAACUUUACAUGCAAAACUAUUUUUGAGGUUUUUUUCCAGAGCCAUUGAUCCGCAUCCGAAACUCUGAAGUUGCUGAUAAUGCGUUCAGUCUUCUGACGAACAUAAGCAUCUUUCCGCUCGAACCUUAUUGCCAGAAAGGAACGAUUUUCGAUAUCGACAACAUGAAAAAAAGAAGCCUUGGGAUCGGUUGAGAAAGUUGGAAAAAGGUUACAUUUUUUUAAAUAUAAGCUUGAAGAUUAAUUAAAUAAAAACGUUAGUUCUGAAGAAACCAGCACUUUUUUCAGGAUCUGUUGGCAUCGUGCCCGAAACCAACCACGCAAGCCCCACCUCCGGCAACAGCUCCAAAUUUGCCACCAAAUUCGGCACCAAGUUCGCCACAAAUCUCCGGACCACUUCCUAAGCCGAUUUCGGCGCAAAGUUCGUCUUGCCCACCGGUGCCUGAAUGUCCAUCGAUUCCAUCGGCCGAAAAAGCUACUGGUAAGUCGAAGGAAAAUCGAAAGAUACUGAACUCGGAAUUUUUCUCCAACUUCACAUGAACCUGAAAUCUUUCUCAGAAAUUCCGAAACGAAUGAAAACGUUCCAUUUUCCUGAUGAAGGCGUCAUAAGAAUCUUCAUGCGUACCUUCUAUAGCUUUACUCGAACACACUUUCAUAGACCGGGUAUCCAUCCUACUUACUAGGGAACGAUUUUAAUCCCACGGUUGAACUUUUGAUGAAACUUUGGUUAAGGUUGCUUUAGGACCUUCUGAUUGCAAAACAAGAAAAAACCUCACACUUUUACGCACUUCUGAUCGUUCCAAUUAAGAAGGAAUGCCUAUCUUGGUGAUCGCCAUCACAUCACUGUGUUGGAUAGUGAUAUUUGGUCUCGUUCUGGCUCUGAUGUUCUUGUUCCUGAAAAGAAAGGCGCCGCCGUCGAAGGGUUUCGAGAAAGAGUUUGAAGAAUACGCCCAAUGCGGUCAGUUUGAGCUGAUUUCCUUUUUUUCUCAAUAUUGAAUUCUUACUUACAGUCGGCCUGAUGGCGUCUUAUAUCCACAUUACCUACUUCAACACGAUGAAAGAGCAUAGAACUUUUGGUAUGUAACUGAGUUUUAAACAUUUUGUCUAUUCUUGAUCGAUUAAGUGGAGAAUAUUAUCAGCUGUUUCACCGCUUAUGAGCAACGGACUGCCUACUUCCUCAAAGAAGAACCAGUAAUACAAAUCCGGUCAAAGUGUCAGUUUCAUUCUUAAGUGAAAUUCGGAAAGUUUUCACACUUUCGCUAAGGAAUUUGGAAAGACUUCUAAACGGAAGAAAAUCUAUUAAUUCCAAGGUUUUCAAACAACGGUUCCUCAAGUGAAUCUUUGGUAGUUAGAUUUUGCUAUCACCGAUUGCGAACUUUUAGGGACGUUUUUUCGUUUUUUUUUCCAUUUUUUUUUUCGUUUGAAAGCAAUUUGAAAAUUAGACUAAACCAUUCCAUUUAACGGACUUUCAAAAAUUCAAUUUUAUGAUAAUAAUCAAGCUUAUUAUUUAACAAGCUCACUAAAAACAGUGCGUUAAAAUUUUUUGCUAAAAUAAUUUCCAAGAGUGAAAAAGUAAAUAUUCAAUACAAACGUUCAAAAAAUACUUUCUUAAACUUGUUGUUAUAAUUGGGAACUGGGAAGAGGCCAGCAAGGGAGUAGAGUGAGACUGCCACUCGGGUGUUCGUAUGCUCAAAAAAUGAAGGUUUUCCGGCUUGCGUCUUUCUAGUAUCUCACACGUAUUCGUCAACUGAAGAAAAUACUGAUCACCUUUUCGAGCCUCCGAGCACCAGAUUUUCAGCCAAUUCUCACUAGGGCAUGGUCUCCCCUGAACAUCGAGUUGAGAAGUGAGACUAUGUGGGUUUGAUAGGCCUGGGUCAGAGUUCUUGAAAUGAAAAAUAAAAUUCUGCUAAACCCCUCCAGCCAAAGAAAAGCUGGUCGAAAGUUUUCCAGCGCGUAUAUCCUCGCAUUCGGAGCCCUUGACUAGUAACUGGCGGCGUGGUGUAGUGGGUAGUGGUCUCGUGCACUGUCAACAUUAAUAUCAUGGUUCGAAUCCUUUCAACAGAAAUAAUUUUUGCCGCCUCAUAACCUUAUCUCUUUCAUGUACUUAUAAAUGUGAGAGGGCUGCAGUCAAAAGGAUUCGAACCCUGGUCACAAUAUUGACCUUGAACAAGACCACUACCCAUUACACCACGCCACCAGUUGCUAACCGGAGACUCCAAACGCAGGCACCUACGCGCUGCCAGCUUUUCCUCGGUUGCCUAUGGGAUUUAGCAGAAAUUUGUUUUUGAUUAAGGUUCAGGGAAGGCCAUACGUUAGAAAUGAGCAUCUGUUUUUUAUUUCGCUUUUUUGUUAUUUGUGCGAAAUUCUAGUCUCUGCGAAAAAAAAAAUGAGAUAGCAAAAAAAGAAAAACUUCAGUUGACCUGAUGGAUGAGAUUUUCGCUGAAGCUGAUAGGAGAGAUGCAAUUUUGGACCAAGGAGGAACUCUAGAAAAAACAAAGCUCAUGGAAAACUUUGCCUACCAAAGAUCGUAUUCUGCUAACAUCGAUAAAGCGCACCGCGAGAAGGAUAUUUUAUUUUUGAUCUCGAAAUUCGUCGAGUCGAAAAAAGGAAUUAAAUGCACGGAUACUGUCGAAAUACUUGUUCCAAACCAAGAUGGAUUAUCGAAAGAGGUUCUGAAGAAGGAAAAAGACAAGGCACGGAAGAAAGGUGGAAAGGAAGACAAAAGAGACACACAAAAAGGAAAUGUGGACGGAGAGAAAGAAGUAAAACGCCAAAAAGCGGGUAUGAACCUGGACGUGAGCCUGAAGACGCAGGAGAACAACAUGAAAAGGAAAAAAAAGCUUCCGGAAAUUGCCAAGCAUUUGGAUAACACGAUAGCCAAGUGGAUUAACACCAAGCCCCAGACUGAAGAGGAGAAGAAAAUCGCCGAUGCCUGUCAGUUCAUGUUUUUUCAUUUGAUAAGGCCCUCAAUUUAUCGGAAUUCAUCAAAUUUCAAAAGCGCGCGUUUGGGCGGAAAAAAAUCCCUUUUUCAUAUAAAUUGUCGGCCAAAAACAUCUUUUCAGCCUGCGUGAGGACGUUUUUAUAAAAAGCUUCCAGCCGGAAGGUCAAUAGCAGGAAACUUUUCAUAAAACAAAAUAUUCCUUUGAAAUCCACUUUUUAAGUCAACAUGGACUUACCGCAUAUAAUUUCACUCCUUACUGUAUUUAUUUCACUUUUCAUUUGAUGAGAAAACAAAAACUUGAAAACAAGGCUUCUUUUUUUGCGGAAGCAAAAAAAUUCAUUGAAAUGGCUGUACAACUGGCGUUUUUCUGCACAAACGCGCUCUUUCGAGAUUUUCGAAACCCGAUAAAUAGCUGUUCGGAGCAUGGUAACGCUAACUGGUCGCGGACGGGGCGUGUCGGAGGAAUCCUAGGGACUACUAAAGUGGUUAUUAGAGAGAUUCUCCGAUACGUUCGAUUUGCAUUCAGUUCGAGUUAAGCAGGACCGAAUGUAUCAUCACGCUUCCUAAUACUUUGUCUAGUGAAUUACUUGUCUAAUGUGCAAUUUUCAGGGCUCUCGUUGGGCGUUAUCGACCGCUUGCUGACUGAAUUUGAGGAAACUGACAAGACAUUUGCCAAGAGUACGUUAUAGGCUUUGUGUAGGAAAAACAACGUGCAUAUUUUUCAAUUUGCGAAGAUUUCUUACUUAGUGAAAAAUCAGAAGUUGCGAGUUUCAGAUUAUAACGAAGUGACGUUCCAAUUGUGCAGGAUCGUCAUGAACGAAGUCAAAGAGCGGACUAUGGUCAACAACGAACAAGCCUACGCAGCGUACAACCAGAGAGGAAAAGUCAAGGACACGCAUGGUAAUGAAGUCAUUUCUGAUGAAAAUCAUCUCUAAUUUGGACGAUCUCGCAAAAAUUUAGCACGACUGGUGAUUUAAAUGUACUUAUACAAUCGAAAUUUUGCGUAGUCUUGUUUACCUUUCUUUCGUUCAUUUUGGUAUGAUAUUAGAGUACAAACUGCUCCAACCAACAGAGCAAGCUCCACAAAAUGGCACAAAAAUUUACCUUAAAACCCUUUGUUCUGCUGAAAAUCUGCCUUCAACUUGGCAGAUUAUUUUGAACUGGCUAGUUUUAUUAUUAUUAUUUAUUCUAAAGACCUAUUUGAAGAAUUUAUCCAUGUUCUCGAACACCUGUACACUGAUGAGGAUCCGGAGGCACAGAAGCUGAAAGAUUUCCUGACGCUUUACGAAUGGAUUCGCUUUUUGGAUCUUCACUACAUGGGCCUCGACUACAACGAGUACAAAGGAUGUGAGUUUCAAGGGUAUAAUCCGAAAAUUCCAACAUUCACGAAAUAUCAGUAAAAUGUAGAAGUUUUCUAAAUGACGUGUCGAAUUUUCCAACAUUAGAUAAGACAAAUCACCGCAAGCACAUUUGAAACAUACAAUGUGCGUUUUAAUGGAAAACUUCUUAGUAUGGAACAUUUGAAACUUAUUGUUCAAAAACUGAAAGAAUUCACAAAAAGAACAAAUAGAAACAAGAGAGAAGAAUGUUUCUAUAUCAGAAAAAAAUUCAUAAAAAAAAACUUUGCAGCCCUUGCUUACAUCAGGCCGUCGCCGCUGCAUGACGAAACUUUCGCAGAUGCAAUGCUCCGUUUGGAAAGUGAGUGUGAAAAGAGGAAAUGACUUUUAAAUAGUGAUGAACUCAGGCAAGUGUUUGCUAUGUUAUUUUAAUUUUCACAUUCUUUCGUUAAAAAAACAGCUUUAGACUUUCUCACAAAUAAAUAGUUUUUCCACCUGAAAGUUGAAAAUUAUUGAAGGUCAAGCAUGAUAAUAGCAUUUCGUUUUUCCUUAGAUAUACUUUAGAGCUGAAGAUCUUUUUCAGGAUACGAUGAUGAUUAUAAAAAGCUCAAAGCUGACGUAGAAGAGUACUGUAAAAAGAAGAAAAUCAAGCUGGUGUCCAAGGCAACUCCUACCAAGCAAUUGAAGAUAAGAGACGACUAUGAGUUUGGAAAAUAUUUGCCAGACGCAAUUAUCGAUCCGCCAGGAAUCUUUGAAAUGAAGGUAUGAAGUCUUGAAAAAUUGAAAUUUUUUUUUCAAACUUCUAGGCAGAAGACGCUGCGAAAGCCGUUGAAGACGAAAAGGCCAAAAAUAAGGUGAACUUUUGAAAAAAAAAACAUAUUGGUAGUGUAGGCAUUUCGAUAACGUAUUGACCUUUUUUUCAACAAAAGUUGAAAAACUGGACAACCUUGAAAUUUUCAGGAAGGGCCGGCUCCGAGAAGCAAAGCUGCCCGGAGCGUCAUGUCAAAGAACGGUGCAGCUCCGAAGAGCGGUGCUCCUCCUAAAAGCUCGGCUCCAAAAAGUUCGUCGGCUGAGCCAACUCCUACUUCCAUGAAGUAG